This is a messenger RNA of Wallemia mellicola CBS 633.66, 1202 nucleotides long. RefSeq lists its product as hypothetical. Gene Ontology annotation, biological process: amino acid transmembrane transport. Gene Ontology annotation, cellular component: vacuolar membrane. The record is from RefSeq and is a predicted model, not a curated record. Gene Ontology annotation, molecular function: amino acid transmembrane transporter activity. The transcript has 5 exons. Lineage: Eukaryota; Fungi; Basidiomycota; Wallemiomycetes; Wallemiales; Wallemiaceae. Bases 54 to 1202 code for a protein of 382 amino acids.
UGUAUGUAUAAAAUCUUGUACAAAUCUUGUGUAUACAUUCCUUGAUUGAAACCAUGACCUAUGAUCAAUAUUCCAGCUUUCUUCAUCAACUAUAUUAUCCAAUAUACCUCGAUAGAAAGUCUGCUUCAUCAGACGAAGAGAAAAGUUAUGAUAGCACAAUUAGUCAAAGUGGUGACAUGAGUUGGCAGAAAGCCACAUUUGUCUUAUUAUCAGAGACGAUUGCUAUAGGAGUACUCAGUAUGCCUUCAGCUUGUCGUCGCAUGGGUGUCGUGAGUUACUACCGUAAUAACUACUGUAUUCCUUGUAAACAUCAUCCUCAAGUUCGGAAUUUCGCUGAUGCUGGUGCUGUUAUGAGUACUCUGUUGUAUCGAGUCUUUACAGCACUUUUGAUGCUGAAAGGUUUCUUCAGAACAGCUAGCCAUAUCUCCGCAGGAAUUAGCGCUUUUACUUUCUUCUCAAACAAUACUGUUUGCUCGACAAUCGUUGGUAUCGUCGUCGUCAUCAUUGGGUUUCUUCUGUCGAUUCCACGAAAGUUUAAACACACGUCAUUUGUUUCGCUGAUUGGUUUCAUUUGUAUUGCCAUAAGUUGCUUCCUUACUCUUAUCGGUGUAGCUAUUGAGCGACCACAAUAUGGCGAAGUAACAUGGAAGGCUUUUAAUAAUCCCGGUCUUAAUGACACAGUAGGAGCAAUUACUGAUAUAAUAUAUGGAUAUUCUGCCCAUGGAAGCUUCUUUACCUUUAUUUCAGAAAUGAAAGGUCGAUCUAGAGAUUUCAAGAAGUCGUUGACUAUAGUUCAGAUUAUCUCUAUAACUUUUUAUGUAGUUAUAGGCGCUGGUGUUUAUAUAAUUGUAGGCGAUCAAAACGGUUUGUCGCCCGCGCUACUCAUACCACAUAUCUCGAUAGCAAAACCUGGAAAGCUAGUUGGAUAUGAACUCGUGCCAUUUUUCAAUGAUUUACUUAGUCUAACAUCAAGCAUUGAGGCUGUUUGCCUUUCCUACUAUGCAUCGUCUAUCCUCCGGUUCUACGAUAACCAAGGAAGAAUGUUUGUAAACAGAUGGAAGAUGACGAUGUUUCUAGUAGCAAUGAUAAGUGUCGCUCUUGGAGCUGUGAUAACACCGUUGGGUAUGGCAACGUCAAUAAUGUCAAUUGCGGAUGGGUUUAAAGAUGGUCAAUUUGGAUUGCUUUUCGCGUGUAAAUCUUGA